AAUACAAAAACAAUCGUUAAUCGUUAAUUUAUUCCAAGACCGAACAAAACCAUAUCAUAAUUAGGGUUAGGGUUGGGGAAAAAAUUGAACUGAAACAUGGGAAGCAAAAAGAAAUCAGCGAAGAAGAUUGAGCUCGAAGAAGACGCAACAAAUUCUUCAAUCACAGCAAUCAGUGAUGAUGAUGAAGAAGCAAACAAGGAUCUCAGCCUUGAAAUUAUUCAAAAAGCGCUUCACAAUCGUUCAACAAAUCUCCAAAACGGCGCCGCAUUGGAUGCUCCAAGAGUAAUUGCUGAUUCCAAAGUGGAUAGUGAUGAUAUUAAGUUAAAGAGGAAGAAGAAAAAGAAAAGGAAGAAGCUUGAAUCUGAAAUUGAAGCUGCUGUUAUAGUUGAAGAAGAAGAAAAAGAAAAUGUAGAGACAAUUGAGGUUGCGGAGAAAGUGGAGCAUGCCAAAGCAGAGACAAGUGUUGUUGAUACAAGCGACGAUGCUGUAUUGCGAAACACUGGCUUUAAAUCGCACAGUGUGGAGAUCAAAACUCAGAAAAAGAAGAAGAAAAAGAAAAAGCUUGAAUCUGAAAUUGAGGCUGUAAAAGCUGUUGUAGUUGAAGAAGAAAAGGAAAAUGUAGAGAUAAUUGAUGAAGUUGUGGAGAAAGUGCAGCAUACCGAAGUAGAGACAAGUGUUGUUGAUAUGAGCGACGAUGUUGUACUGCGAAACGCUGGUUCUGAAUCGCAUAGUGAGGAGAUUAAGACUCAGAAAAAGAAGAAAAAGAAAAAGCAUGAAUCUGAUGUUCAAACUGUAAAUGCUGUUAUAGUUGAAGAAGAAGAAAAAGAAGCUGUAGAGACAAUUGAAGAUCCAGAAAAAGUGGAGCCUGGUAAAGCAGAAACAGGGGUGGUUAAUACGAGUGACAAUGUUGUUCUGCGUAAGCUGCUUCGUGGUCCUAGGUAUUUUGAUCCUCCAUCAGACAGUGUUAGUAUUUGGGGAACAUGCUUUAAUUGCGGUGAAGAAGGCCAUGCUUCUUUCAACUGUACAGCUGCUAGGCGCAAGAAACCUUGUUUUAUAUGUGGCAGUUUGAGUCAUAAUGUCAAAAAAUGCACUAUGGCACGAUAUUGCUCUACCUGCAAGAUAGUUGGUCACCGGUCUAAAGACUGUCCAAAGAAGCACGGCGGCGAUUCUAAUUCUAAAAGCUUGACAGUGUGCUUGAGAUGCGGGAAUUUUGGGCAUGAUAUGUUUUUUUGCAAAAAUGAUUAUUCGCAGGAUGAUCUCAAGGAAAUACAAUGUUAUGUCUGCAUGAAAUUUGGCCACUUAUGCUGCGUCAACACAACAGAGGCUAUGCCAAAAGAAUUUUCUUGCUACAGAUGUGGUCAAAUGGGUCAUAUUGGUUGGGCAUGUUCAAGGUUGCAAAAUGAGGCCACUGAUGCUGCCACGCCUAGUUCAUGCUAUAAUUGUGGUGAAAAAGGACAUUUUGCCCGAGAAUGCUCAAGUUCUGUCAAGGCAAGCUCACGGUGGCAACCCGAGACCAAUGAUACAGCCACACCUAGUUCAUGCUAUAGGUGUGGUGAAAAGGGACAUUUUUCCCGAGAAUGCCCAAGUUCUGCUAAGGCAUGUUCAAGGUGGCAACCCGAGACCAAUGAUCCAGCCACACCUAGCUUAUGCUAUAGGUGUGGUGAAGAAGGACAUUUUUCCCGAGAAUGCCCAAAUUCUGCCACGGUAGGCAAUAGGAAACAUAAAUUAUGGGAAACACCAAGAUCCCAAAAAGAGAAUGGCUACAUGGGAUAUGAGUCUGCACCUCAUGAAUAUGGUAAUUCUAGUAAAAAGACAAGGCUUUAUACUGAAGAAAGUGACAUUAAAACACCAAAGAAAUCAAAGCAUAGAGGUGGUUGGAUGACAGAGCAUCCGGGUGAAUUCUCUCCUUCCAAUUCCAAAAGGGAUAGUUGGAGGUCUCCAGUAACACCAUGUACUUAUAAUAGUACUAACAAUCAUCGUUAUUUUAAUAAUGGUACCGGUAGUCACACUUUUGGUUCUAAAUCUUAUAAGAUGAGGAAUUUUCAUGAUGGAACCCCUAAUUCCGAAGGAUCAGGAAGGACUUUUCAUCAUGGGUACUCAGCUUCUAGGUUCACCAACACGAGUAGUAAUGGAUUUCAGAGAAAUUACAACGGGUGGUAGUUUACCAUAAAUCUAGUCUACAUUAUAAGACGAGGAAUGUUCAUGAUGGAACCCCCUAAUUCCGAAGGAUCGGCCAAGACUUUUAAUUCAUCAUGGAUACUCAACUUAUAGGUUCGACAACACAAAUAGUAAUGGUUUUCAGAUAAAUUAUAUUGGGUGGUUGCUUUCCAGAGUCUAGAUUAUAAAUCUAUCAUACCAUGUGAGUCUUUUUUUGGCAACUCAUUUUUCAAGUUUUGUAACUCAUUCAUGUUUCUUUCUCAUUUAUUCUUUGUAGCAUUAUGUUGUAAUAACUUGUUUCUUUGAACUUGGGGUGUCGGGGUGUCGCCCUAAAACUUCAUUCGUAGAAAUGUUUGUGUCAUCUCCCAAGUUGAUAUGAAUGGGCCAAUGAUUUGAGCCGCUAGACCUACAAUUUGAUGAAUAGUCUUUUUAGGGAA
Messenger RNA from Trifolium pratense (red clover), 2594 nucleotides. RefSeq lists its product as uncharacterized. The transcript has 13 exons. The record is from RefSeq and is a predicted model, not a curated record. Lineage: Eukaryota; Viridiplantae; Streptophyta; Magnoliopsida; Fabales; Fabaceae. Bases 97 to 2160 code for a protein of 687 amino acids. Gene Ontology annotation, molecular function: nucleic acid binding; zinc ion binding.